AUGCGUGGAAGGAAAGAGUUGAGUAAAUCUUGCUUCGACUACGAAAUGUCUCCUGUUCCACUUAGUUUGUUCGACGAGAAAGGAUCAAUGCGAAAGACCGACAAGUCGCAGUUAUAUAAAAUGUUCACUACUACCCUAUCUUCACGAGCAUUUUUUGAAGAUUCUCAGUUUGUUGUAGACGGAGGAUGGUUGCUUCACAGCCUCGUCUGGCCUCAUAGUAAGACAUACCGUGCAAUCUUUGAUAUGUACAAGAAAUUUCUUGUUCAGCGGUUUGGUCGGAGCGUCAUUAUUGUUUUCGACGGAUAUGAAGAUGAACAUAUAGGUGUCAAAUCAUACGAGCGAGACCGUAGACAAGAAAGAAAUUGUGGCGUGGACGUUGAAAUUGAACCAGACAAUCUCGUCCCAUUGAACCAAAGGACAUUUUUGUCCAACGUGAAAAACAAGGCUCAAUUUGUUUAUCACCUUGGUCAAACUCAUGCAACAUAUGAGGGAUUCAGUUUUACCGUGAUCCAUGCGAAAGAGGAUGCGGAUGUUGAGAUUGUGAGAACAGCUCUGAAGACUCAUAACGAAUUGUUUCGUCACGGGAAAUCACGAGUUAUAGUCGUCGGCUCGGAUGUUGAUCUCUUAAUAUUACUUAUUGGACUCACUCCAACCUCAGAGAGCAUGUACUAUUACAAGAUGGACCAGGGGGGCAAGGCGAACCAAUUGUACGAUACUCGGGAUCACAGACAUUUGCAACCAUUUCUACUUUUUGCUCAUGCCUUUGCGUGCUGCGACACUACUAGCUGCUUUUUUGGGAAAGGGAAGAUGAAGCUGGUGAAGUUGAUGCUGCAGAACGACAGCAUUAGAGCGCUGGCGCUGAAGUUUUACGAGCCGGACUGCUUGGAAGACGAAUUGCUGCAAUGUGCAGAGACGAUUACUCUCGCACUAUACAAAGACAAAGAACAGUCUUCUUCUCUCGGGACUUUCAGAUACAAUUUGUUUUCUACAAACUUAGCAAAGGCAAAAAAGGAAACGCCCUUAGAAUGUCUCCCACCAACAUCUCCUGCCUUGCUUCAGCACUGUAAACGAGUGUACUAUCAAAUCCAGGUGUGGCUUCAGCAUAGAUUAGAUCCCUGCUUGUGGGGAUGGACAAGACAGGGUAAUAUUCUCAUUCCGAUCAUGUCUGAAGCAGAUCCCGCACCAAAAGAACUGUUACAAGAGGUUUCCUGUGGCUGCCAAGGGCCCUGCAAAUCGAAGCGAUGUAACUGCCGAAAAGCCGGUCUAAAGUGCACCCCUGCUUGCAAAGUAUGCCGCGGAAAAUCGUGCAACAACUCAAAGAGAUGGACUGCUACAGAACACCAUGAUAGCGAAACUCCGACUACUACAGAUGCAUGUGAGAAGGACGGUGGACAAACUACCGUAGAACCCGAUAAUGAUGACUUAACAGAAGAUGAUGAGACCUCAUCAAGCAGCCACGAUGCAACGACCGAUGACGAGGAAAUUAUCGAAGGACUUUAA
Molecule: messenger RNA, 1500 nt
Organism: Acanthoscelides obtectus
Lineage: Eukaryota; Metazoa; Arthropoda; Insecta; Coleoptera; Chrysomelidae
Source: the annotation of a GenBank genome assembly